Pygocentrus nattereri (red-bellied piranha) is the source of this 3255-nucleotide messenger RNA. RefSeq names its product BCL2 binding component 3 (gene bbc3). The record is from RefSeq and is a predicted model, not a curated record. Bases 345 to 905 code for a protein of 186 amino acids. Gene Ontology annotation, cellular component: mitochondrion. Gene Ontology annotation, biological process: intrinsic apoptotic signaling pathway; positive regulation of apoptotic process; positive regulation of release of cytochrome c from mitochondria. Lineage: Eukaryota; Metazoa; Chordata; Actinopteri; Characiformes; Serrasalmidae. The transcript is spliced from 4 exons.
GCGGGCAGUGACGGUGGAGUGAAAGGUGCUCGUGUCAUUACUGCUCCCACACCGACAACAACAACAAGAGAAGCCGCCAGUCCGCUCUUCUUUUUGGGCACAGCUCGGAUUUUAACGACACUGACGUUAAACGCACGACAUGCGCGGACUAACUCGGCAACAGAUCCCGUGAAAGAAGCUGGAAUAACAUUGUUGUUCGUGUGGAUCAAAACAUGCGCGCUGAGUAAGCGGCACUACUUUCCGCAGAGAGUGUCCCGCUAGCAAGAACCGCGUCGGUAAAAGCUGAGCACCGGACUGAUAACCGCCGAGUCCUAAACAGCUGUCUUUAACAGGUGGUGUUUGUUAUGGCUCGGCCGCAGAUGGACAGCAGGGUGGACAGUCAGAGUCCCACGGCACCGCAGAGCUGCAGGAUGGAGGUGCUGCGUCGGGACGCCUGGCCCAGUGGAGGCACACAUUCAGCCUCUCAGGCCCGCCACCGGCAUCGGACCAUGGCCACUCAGACCAGCCCUGUACUCCUGUCCCAUGCCCGCACACAAGAUGCUGCAAGCUUGCCCAACACCAACCAGCAAGACGGCCCACUUAGAGACAACACAGGAACCGAACCGGAGCGGUCCUCAUCUGCUGAGACACAGCAGCCUCUGCAUGAUCUCACAGCUGAAAGCCACAGUUCCUCAGCAGACUCCAGCCGCAGAGAAUCCCCUGCCGAGGAGGAGCCCACGCCGGAGGAGCAAGCCAUCCAUAGAGUGGCCAUCCAGCUGAGGACCAUAGGGGAUGACAUGAAUGCAGUUUACCUUCAGAGAAGGAACGAGGCUCCUCAGUGGCAGAACUGGAGAGGCCUGUAUCGUGGUUUGGUGGCCUUCCUUGCUGACACCAUCAGCACCCUCUACCAGCAUGGAGUCAGAUAAACGGGUAUAUUGGCCACUUUGGGGGCGCUGGCGCUCCCCAACACUUCCACUAAUGAACUGCACUGGCUCGGGGACAUUUCUGCAGGACCAGAAUGCAUUUUUUUUUUGUUUGUGUUGUUCUUCUUGUUGUACAUUGAUUUUUUUUUCCUGUCUCUUUUUUGGGAGUAGUUUCAUGUAGCAUGUGACUGAAGUGUGGGGGAAAGAAAAGACUGUGUGCCUCUCUGGAUCUCUAAACUGUGAAGCACAAUCACUUGGACUUUUUGGUGUUCGUACAUUUGCUGACGUCAGCCUAAAGGCCUGGAUACUCUGAGGAGUCGUGUCAGGUCAAUCUGUUUUAGGUGUCUUUCAAUGAUGUGUCAAACGGAGAGUGUCUGAUAGUCACCAGAUCAGUUAAAUAGCUCAUGUCAUUUGCAAGAAUUCAUUCUAGUUCUUAUAUAUAAGGAAAACCUCAUAUCUAAAAAAAAAGCAUUCCACGUUAUUUUGGACUAUUUCAAUUGGUCUGUUCAUCAUGUGACAGUCACAAAGUGUAAAGGGCAGCUGCUACUUCCAAAUGGUCUUUAAUAUAAAAUGGAAAAAAGUUGAGUUAAAGAAAGUUACAAGGCUUUACUAUGAUGUGACAAUAUAUUCCAUAUAUAGAAUCAUAUCUUUCUCAUUGACAGACUCCCUACCAGUUGACCAGCAUUAACUAAUCUUGGCACAUCCUUUUGUAUAUAAGACACCAGUUUUGUCUCAUAGCCAAACCCAAAAAAUCAGAGUAUCCAGGUCUCUAGACAGCACUAAUUGGAUGGUUGGGUUGUGCUGUAGCUCCUCAGGCACUGAAAUGCUGUAUCUGUCAUAGGACAUGCUCUUAGCUGCCUUACAGAGCAAUACUGCUGCACAAUCAAGUCACCAAUGGCACAGGAAGGCAUACCCACACACCGCAUAAGGGAAAAAAAGGGUUGUACUAAACGUGACUAUCAAGAAGGGACAGGCAUUUCAACCACGUCCCUGACACUGAACGCAGUGUGGCCAACGUGCCUUACAUCACCCUUAAAAAUGCUAGUUUCACAACAAGGGUGAUGAGUAAACGGUGUGUGGGGGGUCUAGGGUCAGUGCCUUGGUGCUCCCACCUGUAUCUACACUUUGGAACACAAAAUUCUCCCCUCAUUUCAAAGACUGGUCACCUCCAAUGGAGGCACCCAGAUUGAGGCCGGAAGCCUUGUGGUGAGGCCAGACCACAGGUUCUCCAAAAGGCUAGGUAGCAGUGUUAAUAUUUGUAACAAUACACAUGUAAAUAUUGUGGGAGGAAAAAAGAAUUGGCUAAAGGCAAGAGAUGGAAGGAACUGGCCAUUCUCUUUCUGAUGCAUUGUAUAUUUUGACGAUGAAACCUUAAAGUACUUAACAGUUCCUUGUUUUUGUUUGAACGCAGUACAAGUUUAAUUGUUUUUCCUGAGCCUUUUGGACCAGUGCUGGGAAGUAAAGAACGUACUUAAGUCCAGUAGAUAUUUAACCAUUCAAAAAAAAAACGUACCUAGAUUUUGAUACGUCCUUUUCUUGAGAAUUUAAAACGUUUUGUUAGUGAACAUUCCCCUUACAAAUAUAUGAUAUAUCUGUGCCUGAGAAACGAAGGUGAGAGGUGUAAGCUAUUUAUUUUGUAUGUCCUAUACUUGGUCCUUAGUGAUAUAUAGGGGGUGAUCUGAAAUAUUUGGUUUAUAAAGCGAUGUUAAUGUUUAAAGUUAUUUUCAUGAAUGGUGUUUUUUUUGUCUUUAAAACAAGGCUUGGGGGUUUUCAAAUGAUCAAGCAGAUCGAAUGAGCAUGGAGAUAUAGUUUUCUUAUCUGGGAACCCAUACUGUAUAUUUCCGUAUUAUCACUGUUUCUAUGUAAUACAAUCUGUAACCAUCACCCUGAACAAAACCACAGAAGAGCAAACCAUGUUGAAUUGUUCUGCUGUAAUUCAAUUGAUGGUCAUUACUUUGCUGCGGAGAAGUUUAUACUAAUUAAAGAAACUGAGCCAGAGUUUUUGUACUUGAAAACAGACGUUUCAGACUUCAAUAUGCGGACAUGCAACAUUGUUUUGGGAUGGUAAUGUCUCUGGGGCCUUCUACUACAUGACUUGUUGCCAUAGCUCUUACAUAGACAUCAGGUGCAUAUCUAACAUAGGUUUUGUUCAAAGAGCUUCCCUUACAAACCACUUUUUUACUGUCUGUGGGUAAACCAUGUGAAAACCUUAUUAGCACUCAUCUUUUUUGUUGUCCUUUUUAUCUGGGUACUGUAUCUCCGAGCAUACUCAGUACUAGAGGUCUCCUCGUGACUGCCUGUCUCAUGACUUCCUGAAUAAAAGCAGUGGAGGCCACUCUAUGGCCAUCCUGUG